CAAAGAGCACCUGAGUGGGAACCAUCCCUUUAUUUCUAGCACCCUCUGCUGUAACCCUCCAACAUCACAGCUCCAGUCACACUGAGCAUGAGUCAGAACUCCACGAGGUCAUAGACGGAGUCUCAGCCUUCAUUUAAUAUCCUCGAGACAAACCAGGAAACAGGUUGUUAUUCUGCCUCACUGAGACGACACACACACACACACUGAGAGACGGACGAUAAGAUUCACCUUCAGACCAAAACCACCACUUCCACUGAGAGAGGACAUCUACAGGAGGGAAUACUGGGAAUACUGGAAUACUACCACUUCAACCAGCUGCUGAAUCCACAAACUGAACCAGAGUUUUACAAGAAUAAAGACUCAAAGUGAAAGUAACUUUCAGGGAACAGGGAGUGGCUGAGCCGUCUGCCUGCUGUGUUUUCAGCUUCACUCAGAGACUAAAUGGCUUCCAGAUUAGAGGACGAUCUCUGCUGUUCUGUCUGCCACGACAUCUUUAAAGAUCCUGUCAUCCUGUCAUGUAGCCACAGCUUCUGUAAAGUCUGUCUGCAGAGCUGGUGGACAGAGAAACACGUCCGAGAGUGUCCACUUUGUAAGAAAAGACAUUCAAAGGACUUACUACCUCCUAACUUUGGUUUAAAGAACGUGUGUGAGAGUUUCUUACAGGAGAGAGAUCAGAGAUCUUCAGAGGCUCUCUGCAGUCUGCACUCUGAGAAACUCAAACUCUUCUGUCUGGACCAUCAGCAGCCGGUGUGUCACAUCUGCAGAGAUUCAGAAAAACACACCGACCACAUAAUCAGACCCAUCGAUGAAGCUGCACGACAACACAAGAAGGAACUUCAGGAAACUCUGGAGCCCUUAAAGGAGAAGUUAAAGGUUUUUGAAAGAGUUAAAGUGAAGUUUGAUCAAACAGCAGAACACCUGAAGGUCCAGGCCCGACACACAGAGAGGCAGAUUAAGGAGCAGUUUAAGAAGCUUCACCAGUUUCUAGAAGAGGAAGAGGAGGCCAGGAUGGCUGCACUGAGGGAGGAAGAGGAGCAGAAGAGUCAGAUGAUGAAGGAGAAGAUGGAGGCUGUGAGCAGAGAGAUAGCAGCUCUUUCAGACACAGUCAGAGCCACAGAGGACGAGCUGAGAGCUGAAGACGUCUCAUUCCUGCUCAACUACAAGGCUGCAGUGGAAAGAGUCCAGCAGCGCCCCCUGCUGGAGGAUCCACAGCUGCUCUCAGGAGCUCUGAUAGACCAGGCCAAACACCUGGGCAACCUGACCUUCAACAUCUGGAACAAGAUGAAGGACAUGGUCUCCUACACUCCUGUGAUUCUGGACCCAAACACUGCUCAUCCAAUACUCAUCCUGUCUGAAGAUCUGACCAGUGUGAGACGAGGAGAGAAACAGCAGCUUCCUGAUAAUCCAGAGAGGUUUGGUAGUUACUGCUUCUCUGUCCUGGGCUCUGAGGGCUUUAACUCAGGGACUCACAGCUGGGACGUCCAGGUUGGAGACAGUACAUACUGGUACCUGGGUGUGUUAGCAGAGUCUGUCCAGAGGAAGGGAUACAUACCGUCUGGAUUAUGGACAAUAUGGUUCAGUAAUGGUAAAUACAGCGCAUUCUCCCCACCAGGUUCAUCCACUGAUCUCGUAGUUCAGAAGAAGCUCCAGAGGAUCAGAGUGAAUCUGGACUGGAACAAAGGAAAACUGUCGUUCUCUGAUCCUGAUACUAACACACACAUACACACCUUCACACACACUUUCACUGAGAGGAUGUUUCCAUACAUUAGAGCUGUGGCUGAACUGAAGGUUUUACCAGAAGGUCUCUGUGACUGUAGGACAACAGAAAUAGAUGAUGAUGAUGGUGAUGAUGAUGAUGAUGAUGAUGGUGAUGAUGAUGAUGAUGAUGGUGAUGAUGAUGAUGAUGAUGAUGAUGAUGAUGGUGAUGAUGAUGAUGAUGACCGACACCACUGCCUUUAACAGGAAACAGCGGCGUAUGUUGCACCCUUAAAGACAUAUGACUCCGUCUUCCUUUUGGCAACUUUUAUUCUUCCCAGUUCUGUUGAAGUUAUCUUUUACACGAAGCAAUCAGAACCGCUCGCACACAUAUGUAAAACAUCAAGCACGUUCCCUAAUCGCUACUGCGCUGACUGAUGACCUCAUCACAGCCUGAACUUUGACCUUUUCAAUAAUAACAUUGCGCUGACUGAUGACAUCACAUCACUCUGAACUUUGACCUCGUGAUAAUAACAUAAAUCAGAUAAUAGUGUAGUGUAGUGUAUAUUUCUUCUUAGAUAACUUAAAUCUAUUCUAGGUCAAUAAAAUGUAAAUUAUAAAAUAUUUCUAGGUUGCAACACGUACAGAGCUUCAGAGAGCAAGAUUAUUGAUUAUAUCUUUAAUGUGAAGUUUCUGUGUAUUUGAACAGCAGGUUUAAACAUUGAUUUGUUUAUUCAUGUAAAGUGUUAAAGAGAUUUUAUUUCACAUCAUAUGUUCACUGUAAUUCUUUAUUAGAAAUGAGAUUAAAGCUUCAACUG
This is a messenger RNA of Sebastes umbrosus (honeycomb rockfish), 2513 nucleotides long. Its product is annotated as nuclear factor 7, brain-like. The record is from RefSeq and is a predicted model, not a curated record. Lineage: Eukaryota; Metazoa; Chordata; Actinopteri; Perciformes; Sebastidae. Gene Ontology annotation, molecular function: protein binding; zinc ion binding.